Messenger RNA from Pelobates cultripes (western spadefoot toad), 879 nucleotides. Lineage: Eukaryota; Metazoa; Chordata; Amphibia; Anura; Pelobatidae. The record is from the annotation of a GenBank genome assembly.
AUGACGGAGACCACGCGGGCAGCAGAGCACGAGGGCGCGGAUGGUAUAGCACCCAACACACCGCUGACAACGCUGGAUGACUCCCAGCCUAUAGACUGCCUGACACGGAGCCACUUCGAGCAGGCUAUGGAUGCAAUGGCAACAAAACUGAUUUUUACAUGGCAGGCGACGGCUGACCAAAUUAAAAAGGAGGUGAGGGACCUAUCAUCCAGGACCUCUGCAGUGGAAAAGCACUAUCAGGAGCUUACCUCCGCGCAAACAACAAUCUUGGAGCACUUACAGGUGCUGCGCUGCAAGAUGGAAAAUAUGGAAAUGAGAAUGGCGGACCACGAAGACAGGGCACGCAGGAAUAACCUACGGCUCCGGGGAGUACCAGAAACAGUCCUCCCCGACGAUCUGCAAGCCUAUGCACGAGGCCUUAUGAGGGCAUACGCCCCAGACAUACCUGCCGACAUGCUCCUGAUAGACAGGAUCCACAGGGUGGCGAAGCCAAAAAACCUGCCGGAUUCCAUACCGCGUGACGUCCUAUUUAGGGCUCACUAUUUUCACAUUAAAGAGCUGGUCCUCCGCUCUCACCGCAGCAGAGGAGGCACACACGUGGAUUUCCCAGCAGUGCGCAUCAUGGCGGACAUAUCAUCAGCCACUCUCCGCCGCAGGAAGGACUACACACAGACCACUACAGCACUCUGCAGCCACGGCAUACGCUACCGGUGGGGCUUCCCCACGAAGCUGAUUCUCUCCAGACAAGGGAAGACGACCGUUAUUUCGUCGCCAGAGGAGGGCAAGCGCUUCUUGGAAAAAUGGGGCCUACUGAAGGAGUCCUCGGAGGAGGCCCGCCUUGUCAACCGCAGCCCAGGCCGCACAACAGACAUGAACUGA